UAGCCACCAUUGACUCUCUCUCUCCCGUCUUCGUCAAUAUAAUGUUCUUCUUAUGAUGAUCAUGUCGACUGUGCAGAGAAUGAGGGAAGCAAUGGUGUUUGUGUUGUUAGCCAUGUUCUCAAAAGCAGUGAGCUCAAUGCCGUACUGGUGGCCGAGCGUCGACACUACGGAUACUUCUGGUUACUGCCUCAGCUGGCGUCUGGCGGUCGAGUCAAACAAUAUCAGAGCUUGGCGGACAGUCCCCACUCAGUGCUCUCGCCACGUGGAGGCGUACAUGACAGCUGGACAAUACCAGCGUGACCUCAACCUCAUUGUCGACAACAUCUUCACCUACAUCGACUCCAUCCAUCUCCCGUACGACGGCUUUGAUGCUUGGAUUUUCGAUGUGGACGACACCUGCAUUUCUAACCUCUUUUACUACAAAGGGAAGCGCUAUGGGUGUGAGCCUUUUGAUCCAUUGGCAUUCAAGGCAUGGGCACUGAAUGGAGCUUGCCCUGCAAUUCCUGAUGUUCUCAGAUUGUUCAACAAGUUGAUCCAAACUGGCUUCAAGGUGUUCCUUGUCACUGGCAGAAACGAAGACACUCUCGGGCAGGCCACUGUUCAAAAUCUGGACGACCAAGGAUUUUUCGGUUACGAACGUCUCUUUCUAAGGAAUGAUUCGUAUAAAGGUCAAAGCGCGAUAACGUACAAGUCGGAUAUACGUAGGCAAUUGGUGGGAGAAGGAUACAGGAUAUGGGGUAACGUAGGAGAUCAGUGGAGUGAUCUUCAAGGAGAUUAUGUGGGUAACCGCACCUUCAAACUCCCCAAUCCCAUGUACUUUGUCCCUUGAUUCAUGCAUGAUUCAAAUGCAAAUGCAAAUCCAAAUCGAGGGAUAUAUAUAUAUGUAUAAUUGUAAUGAUCUGCAAUGUCAGGACUCGAACAAGUACUUUUUUUUCAUCACAAAAAAUAAAUAAUUGUAGCA
Messenger RNA from Erythranthe guttata (spotted monkey flower), 961 nucleotides. RefSeq names its product HAD superfamily, subfamily IIIB acid phosphatase. The record is from RefSeq and is a predicted model, not a curated record. Lineage: Eukaryota; Viridiplantae; Streptophyta; Magnoliopsida; Lamiales; Phrymaceae. Gene Ontology annotation, molecular function: acid phosphatase activity.